Aspergillus puulaauensis is the source of this 1521-nucleotide messenger RNA. RefSeq names its product MFS transporter. The record is from RefSeq and is a predicted model, not a curated record. Lineage: Eukaryota; Fungi; Ascomycota; Eurotiomycetes; Eurotiales; Aspergillaceae. Gene Ontology annotation, cellular component: membrane. Gene Ontology annotation, molecular function: nitrate transmembrane transporter activity; nitrite transmembrane transporter activity. The transcript is spliced from 5 exons. Gene Ontology annotation, biological process: nitrite transport; nitrate transmembrane transport. Bases 1 to 1521 code for a protein of 506 amino acids.
AUGGGCUUUUUCAAGCUACUGGUGGCCUCUCCUGAGGUCAACCCUAACAGCCGCAAGGCGCUCUCCAUCCCGAUCUUUAAUCCUCUUGACACAUAUGGGCGUGUUUUCUUCUUCUCGUGGUUCGGGUUCAUGCUUGCAUUUCUUUCAUGGUAUGCAUUUCCACCUCUGCUGACUGUCACCAUCCGUGAUGAUCUACGCAUGUCGCAGACGCAAAUUGCAAAUUCAAACAUCAUUGCCCUAUUAGCUACAUUACUAGUUAGGUUUGUCUGCGGGCCGCUGUGCGAUCGUUUCGGUCCUCGUUUAGUCUUCAUUGGACUAUUGCUGGUCGGCUCUAUUCCCACUGCGAUGGCCGGUCUAGUUACAACGCCCGAAGGACUCAUAGCCCUACGAUUCUUUAUCGGUAUCCUUGGUGGCACAUUUGUUCCAUGCCAGGUCUGGUGCACCGGGUUCUUUGACAAGAAGGUUGUGGGAACGGCCAACUCCCUGGCUGCAGGUCUGGGUAAUGCUGGCGGUGGUAUCACAUACUUUGUUAUGCCUGCCAUAUUCGACUCGCUCGUCCAUAACCAAGGCCUUCCCGCACACAAAGCAUGGCGCGUUGCCUAUAUCGUCCCUUUCAUCCUUAUCGUUGCUGCCGCCUUGGGUAUGCUGUUUACAUGCGACGACACGCCAACAGGGCCAUGGUCAGAACGUCACAUCUGGACAAAGGAGGGAACACAGUCUCAAGGCAACAUUGUCGACCUUAAUUCCGGCAACCAGUCUAUACAGCCUUCCGGAACCCCCUCGAUCAUCACCAACGUCGCUGUAGAUGUGGAAAAGAAAGGCACCCAGUCCCCCAUAGAAUCCGACGGCACCCAAGUAAUGGGCCAGCUCGAUGCCCUCCGAACAGAUGCCGUCGUCGCUCCCUCCCGAAAAGAAGCCAUGAGCGUUGUCCUCAGCCUCGCAAGUCUAGCGCUCGCCAUUCCCUACGCCUGUUCCUUUGGUUCAGAGCUUGCCAUCAACUCCAUCCUCGGCGAUUACUACGACAAGAACUUUCCAUACAUGGGCCAGACGCAAACAGGAAAAUGGGCCGCUAUGUUCGGUUUCCUCAACGUUAUCUGCCGUCCAGCUGGUGGGUUUCUCGCUGAUGUUCUUUACAACUACAGUGAGACGCUGUGGUCGAAGAAACUCCUUCUCUCCUUCCUCGGUGUCGUGAUGGGUGCUUUCAUGCUUGCAAUGGGUCUUUCAGACCCGAAGUCCGAGGCGACCAUGUUUGGUCUUACUGCUGGUCUUGCAUUUUUCCUCGAGGCCUCCAAUGGUGCCAUCUUCGCCCUUGUACCCCAUGUCCAUCCAUUUGCUAAUGGUAUCGUAUCCGGUAUAGUAGGGGGCUUUGGAAAUCUAGGUGGAAUUAUCUUCGCCGUUAUUUUCCGAUACAGCCACCAUGACUAUGCUCGCGGGAUCUGGAUCUUGGGAGUAAUUUCCAUCGCAGCGAAUAUCGCAGUUGCUUGGAUACGACCUGUUCCGAAGAGUCAGAUGCGAGAGUAA